Messenger RNA from Pseudomassariella vexata, 720 nucleotides. RefSeq lists its product as uncharacterized. The transcript has a single exon. The record is from RefSeq and is a predicted model, not a curated record. Bases 1 to 720 code for a protein of 239 amino acids. NCBI's taxonomy places the organism in Eukaryota, Fungi, Ascomycota, Sordariomycetes, Amphisphaeriales, Pseudomassariaceae.
AUGCCAACACGAACUACCAGCACCGGUGGCGAUGGUGCUGCUGGUACCUAUUCCACGGCAUCCAACACGAAGCAUUUCGAACUACCUAUUUUGGAUUUGAACUUCGGCUCCCUCACUCAGGGCACCGACAUACCACCUCCUGACCCAUCACCUGAUCGAGAAGUCCCGACUCCGCCUAAGACCCCUGUCGAAAACGCGGUUGACGAGGAGAAACCGGAAGCUAACGGUGUUGCAUUGAAUGGGCAUCAUGAGACGUCACCUCAAUCGGACAUCACAAGCUCGACGAACGAAGGUGGACUGAAGCGUCCGGCUGAGGAUGUCCCAGCUUCCCCUACGCACUCAAGUCGGGGCAGUCUUCGACGUUUGUUGAGCCGAACUCUACUAAACAACACAUACGACGAGCAAGCUUCUGUAGGCGGCCAAGCCGUGUCCAGACCCCCGAGUCGUACGGCAAGCACUAUUGCCGAGGAUAAAAAGUCGAAACGAGGCAGCGGAUGGUUUAGACGUUUACGAUCCAACGACAAAUCGAAUGCUCCCGUUGCCGCCCCCAGUACUGCUCCCGGUGCUCUUCCCAAUAAACGGCACAGCACGCAUCUUACCCAAUUCGAGGAGUUCAAGAAGCCAACAGGCCCACCACCACCCAUGAUCCCCGAGCUGAGCACUUGGGAAUAUAAGCCAGAUAUCACUAUGGGUGAUGAUAUAUUUAAGGACAUUAAAUAA